AUGGGCAGGGCAGGCCGCCUGAUAGUCACAGUCCUCCCACUCUCCUUCUCUGCCCCCGACUCGGACGAUUGGGCGAUUUUGGGAACUCCGCCGGGCCACAACUCAGAGGAUCCUGUCAGAGCUCGGCUUUCGUUGCACACCGAACGGAGUAUCACCUGUUCCGACUUGCUUUCCUACGCCCGGGCUUCCCAAUUCAUGCUGAAGUGGGAAGGUAACGCCAAAAGUUUAGAAUCCUAUACAUCAAAGUCAUAA
Messenger RNA from Protopolystoma xenopodis, 252 nucleotides. The record is from the annotation of a GenBank genome assembly. Lineage: Eukaryota; Metazoa; Platyhelminthes; Monogenea; Polystomatidea; Polystomatidae.